This is a messenger RNA of Boleophthalmus pectinirostris (great blue-spotted mudskipper), 672 nucleotides long. RefSeq lists its product as uncharacterized. The transcript is spliced from 4 exons. The record is from RefSeq and is a predicted model, not a curated record. Gene Ontology annotation, molecular function: DNA binding; RNA polymerase II general transcription initiation factor activity. The coding region runs from base 210 to 617 and encodes 135 amino acids. NCBI's taxonomy places the organism in Eukaryota, Metazoa, Chordata, Actinopteri, Gobiiformes, Gobiidae. Gene Ontology annotation, biological process: DNA-templated transcription initiation.
AAACCAGGACUAAACCAGGACUAAACCAGGACUAAACCAGGACUGAACCAGGACUAAACCAGGACUAAACCAGGACUAAACCAGGACUAAACCAGGUCUAAACCAGGACUGAACCAGGACUAAACCAGGUCUAAACCAGGACUGAACCAGGUCUAAACCAGGUUUAUUAAACAGUGUGUAUUUGUCUUGUUUAGUUUAAUCAGGUGAUCAUGAGGAUUCGGUCUCCCAGAUCCACGGCGAUGAUCUCAGGAAGAGGACACCUGAGCUGCACCGGAGCACACAGUUUGGAUGACGCGCACACCGCCGCUCGGAGAUUCGCGCGGAUCGUUCAAAAGCUGGGAUUCCCUGUCACCUUCUCCAAGUACAAGGUGCACAACGUCUUGGCGGUCUCCCAGACGUUCCCCGUCCGACUGGAUCGUCUUUACGAGGAGCUCCGAGGAUGUUCCAGUUAUGAGCCGGAGCUGUUCCCUGGCCUCUACUUUCACUGUGAAAAAGUCAGGAUCUGUGUCUUCAACAACGGGAAGAUGAAUUUCACCGGGAGCUCAGACCUGACUGCAUACACCAGAGCGUUCCAGAGGUUGUACCCGGCUCUGUGCAAGGCCAGGCGGGACAAUUAAUUGAUAAUUAAUCAUUUGAUUUAAUUGAAGUCUUGAAAUGAGCAAUGCAGGUCCA